Messenger RNA from Pelodiscus sinensis (Chinese soft-shelled turtle), 622 nucleotides. The record is from RefSeq and is a predicted model, not a curated record. Lineage: Eukaryota; Metazoa; Chordata; Testudines; Trionychidae.
UUCCUGAGUUCAUGGAGAUGAUGUCAUUGGAUGUGGCUGACAGCACUCAAGUAUAUGCUGCGUUCUUGGUUUACUUGGACCUCUUAGAAGGCAGAAACUGGCAUGAAGUGACAUGCGUUGGACUAGCAGAAUUCCAGCUCAUAUGUCUCCAUGGUCGUGAGAGAGAAGCUGAGAAUUUACAGUUUGUAGUGCCAACACCUGUCCACAUGUCAUUCACUCAUGAGAGGCUCAGAGAAAUCAUGAAGAAAGCUUGUAUCCCACAGGAGGAAACAGAUUCCUCACUGUCAGUCAUCCUGGCUAUAGUGGAGUCAGAUUCCACAGUAGUGUAUUAUAAACUGACCGACGGUUUCAUAAUGCCAGAUCCUCCUGAUGAUACUGAAGACAAGGAUAAUAAACAGUGGAAAAAGAAAAGAAGGAAGCUUUUGAGGUGACUUUAAGACAAAUAUGAAUGGUUUCUUGGCCUCUUAUUUUCACAUCUAAACAAAGCUAAAAAGUGGCAUUUGUGUAUGUAAAUUAGAAGGUAUAAUGACUUAUCUGCCGCAUCACAAAUCUUCAGUUACUCUGGAGAACUCAGACUUCUGCAGUAUAUUUGAAAAUAAAAUAUGUAACUUGUUUCAAGGCA